CACUGUACACCCCAUUUAUAAAAAUUAUUUUGGGUUUUUCUUUUUUCAACGUUUUUCGUUAGUAUCAAAAUGUUUCCAGAAGGGCUUUUUUAUAUUUUAUCUCGUAAACACGGAUUUGCACUUGAUGUGUACGAUGGACAAACAACGGAAGGAAGUAAUUUAAUCGUUUGGCCUCAAAAAUUCGAGGAUAGUGAUAACCAAUUGUGGACUUAUGAAGGUGGUCGCUUAGUCAAUAAAAAGUCGGGUCAUGUUAUGGAUAUUAGUUCAAGUGCUUUCAAGAAGGAUAAAACAAUUGUUCAAAAGAAGCGUAAGCCUAAUAAGCAAUCACAAGAGUGGAUCUAUGACCAAGGCUUUAUUUGUUCAAAGGAAUAUCCUAGUCUUGUGCUGGAUAUUAGGCGCAAAGAGACUGAUAACUUGAAUCAACUUUGGCAAUUCGAGCAGUAUCAACAAUUUGAGGGAUCUUUAGGCUUAGUAACUACAGCUACUGCAUUGCAUAAGAAAGAAACAUUUGGUCAACCUCGACUUGGGUAUGCUGCUGAAAUCGGUGUUCCUCCCGAGUUAAAAGCGAUUCCUGAGAAUAAUAAGAUUGCUGGUGUUGGAAACAAUGUCUCUGCUACACCUAGUACAGAUGCUCCUGUCGAUAACUCUCGUGUUGAUCCUGCUUUGGCUCAAUAUGGCUCCUUCUAUGGUGGCACUCCCACUUCUGUACCAGCCGCUCAGCCUGGCCCAACACCAGUUUCUAAUGCCUAUCCUCCACCUUCUGGUCCCCCGCCUACUCAAUCUAAUAAUGGUUAUCCUCCUCCUCCACAAGCUGGACCCCUCCCAUCCAGUACUUAUCCUCCUCCUCCUACUAAUCCUGGAUAUCCUUCGCCUGGUAGUAACAAUGCUUAUCCUCCCCCACCUGGAUCUAACUAUUCACAAGGGUCUUCUUACCCUAGUGGAUAUCCAGCUCAACCACCUUCCCCUUCUAACUAUCAACAGCAACCUCCUAAUGGUGGAUUUUCUUCUGCAUAUCCUCAGCCUCCAUCUACUGGCUAUCCAUCUAACAAUACAAAUACAAACUAUCCUCCUGCUCCCCCUUCUCCAUCCAAUUAUUUGAACAACAACUCUGCUUAUGGAUCCCCACCUCCAAGCCAUGCUGGCUAUCCCGGAUCGCCUACUCAAUUAUCUAGCUCGCCUCCAGCUUAUCCUCCUACUUUCCCACCCGCCAGCAAUGCCUACCCUCCAUCCAAUGCCUAUCCCCCAAAUCAUAAUGCGGGCGGGAACUUUUAUCAACAACCCGGAGCAAUGCCAGAUAAUGGCAAUUACGGCUAUCCCGCUCCUCACAACCCCUCGGGACCACCACCGUUGCCCAGUAACAAGCCUCAAGAUCAAUAUGGUUAUCCUAGUUAUCCUCAAUAAAAUUAAAUGUCUAUAAUUUAUUUAAAUUAUUAUAAAAAAAAAAU
Molecule: messenger RNA, 1445 nt
Organism: Mucor mucedo
Lineage: Eukaryota; Fungi; Mucoromycota; Mucoromycetes; Mucorales; Mucoraceae
Exons: 7
Coding region: 70-1401 (443 amino acids)
Source: RefSeq, a predicted model, not a curated record